AUGAAGUCAAGAUGCGGUAAGGAGAUCAGAGAGGCGAUGGACCAGGGUGUGGCGUGGAUGUGUUGGGGUGCUCGCUGCUCGCUUUUCCAACACGCCCCCUUCUCCGGCCUUCACUACCCGCAGAUGCAGACGGCAGACAGUACGUCCGUUGCGACGCCAGGCUUGAAGCAAUGUCGAGUCGCAAUAGGCUCUUGCUACCUCGUUGGCGUGGGUGCAAUUAUCGCGGCAUUUCGGAUUCUCGAAAUAGUUGAGGCUCAGGCCGAAAAUAGAUUGCGACGAUACGAUAAUGAGGAGCAGGAGGAGAAUGAGACGAAUAUGGGGGUCCACAACGAGUACAUUGCAGUUUGUUUGCCUGUCAAAGACUCGGCUAUGGUUGUCUCAUUGUAUCCGUACAUACGGAUACGCAUAAUGCUGUUGAUUGUCAUGCCGGAGUCGACAGUGACCGCCGGACGUGUGCCUUUUUUCUGCUCGCUUGUUAAGGACGCGUGGAUAGAGAGUCAAAGCUGGAGAUGGUGGCCCGCUUCAUCGAACCCCGCUGGUGAGCACCAGCAGGGCAGCACUGAGAAGGAUUAUCGAAACUUCGAUCGUGGAGAGGGGGUGUGGGAGGAGUCAAGGACUGAGCCCUGGACCGUGAGUGAGGAGUACAGAGCCCAGGGACUCCCGUCGAGAGGAGAGGCCACCAACGAGUGCUCGGCCGUUUCAACUCUGAACUCUUUCGAGAAGGAAAAGUGGAGAGAAGAAGGGCAAGCGAGAUCCCAAGGAUCCCAAGGAUUCCAAGGGGACGUCGGGAAAACGCCAUUUUGGCACCCGCCGCAGCUGUCAAAUGACGGGAACUCUCCACUAUGCAGGGAACUAACACAAGCACCCGGUGGAAGCGCAAGGUACGAGGGACUUGUGGCAUGUGCUGCGAGGGUCGACUGCCACUGGUACCGGAGACCUAAUCAGGCUAUUAUUCGUGCCCCGGCCUUGUCAGAAACUUUCAACGCCCAGGCCAGGGAACCUUGGAAGGGAGUGGGCAAUGUCCAAAAAGGCGAGAAGGAGGAGGGGGAGGCAGGCGAAGCAUCAAAGCACCUCUCCGUUACCAGCACCAACCUUGUCUGUUCAUCUGUCUACACGAGACGAGCGGAAGCCAGUAAAGUUAACUUGAUAUAUGGUGGAUCUGGAGAGGAGGCGGUAAGGCGAGUCCGAAUGGAAUCCACUUGUCAAUUAUGGUAUUGGCUAUUGACGACUUGGGGGCAGAUUGAGCUCAGAUGGUGUCCGUACCUUUUGUUAGAAGCAUACCAAACAGUCUUUGGCCUCGAAUUAACUCAUGUUAAUGUACCCGCCAGCAGUACCCCCAUGCUUCACUUUGACUCCGACCGCAUCCUGGCCAUGCUCUCGGCUCAGAAAUCAGAAUGGGCCGCCGGCCCCGCCGAAACCCUCGUGGUGUACACUAGCAGGCCCGAGACGUCACGGACAUUUGACAUCGUCCUUGAACUCGAUUCUUCAGCGACAAGGGAUCGGCAUGAACAGAACAAGUGGAGAUGGCCUUCUCUUUUCCUUCUCGCCUGCUUCCACCACGCGAGGCUCGGGCGCGAGGACCGCAAUUCAAAUCUUUCCGGUGGAUGCAUAUCCGUUCGAAUCCAUAGACGAUGGCACGGCGACGAAAUCGGAGGGUACGGCACAGGUACUUUCCUGUCUCCCAUGCAAAACGACCUUCAGGGACAGGGUGGCAUGGAUAGCACAGCGCGGGACACGCUGUCCGAGGCCCCUGAACGGUCUCUGGAGUGGACCGAAGACGCCUGGCCUGGAGGCAGGAGAAAUAGAGAGAAGAAUGAGUUCGGGGCCCUGCCCUGCCCUGCCUGCUUCGACGAGCUGCAGUCUGCACCUGUGAAACCACGGGUCCAUCGUUCCAUCGCCGCCACAGAAGCCCUCCCCGACGGAGCAGUCCUAUCAAUGUCAUUUUGUCUUGGAGGUCGGCGUAUAGUCUCUGCCGGUGACUUUGAAGACUGCCCUGUGCUAUUUCCAAUUUGCACGAGCAUUAUGGAGUGUAUUUGUGUGAUCUCUGGCGGGGUCAAGUACGACGCCGAGCAAGGCAAAUGGCCGUUUGGUCGUACAUCCGGCCGCAUCAACAGAAGCCUUGCCAAUGAGUUAGCUUUGCCCACUAACCAUCUCUUCAAUAGUUUGCAGCAGUCUGCCUCGAAGCCUCGCGGAACAAGAUAUGUUGUCAACCGCGUGCGGGCGUCUAUGACCAUCAUAAAAGGCUGCUCUUCGCAUAGUCUAGGGUUGUCUCGACAUCUUUCGUCUCCUGCGUUGCACCCAGCGUCAGUUAUCACCCGAAGUGCGAAGGCGUCUUCCUCGUUCAAGCUGGGGGAGAAACAAGCAGCCCCCAGCACCGAACAGCAGUGGCCGGAGACGUACGAACAAUAUUUGUUUUGCCGGCUCGACAAGAGCUGCAGCCCGGGGAGUAUCCAUGUCCUUUCUCGCGUGGCCGGGCAUCUGACCUCGUCCACUAUUCGGAAUGACACCUCGCGUAUCCCGGCAUCAAAAAGAUCCACCAAGCUGUUGGACUUGCCUUGGCAAAAGUCCAUCCGAGAGUAUCACAAGGAGGCUUACAGAUGGAUGAUCACCUGUGCGGCUAUUACUCCGUUGCGCACAGGCGAUUAUUCCAGACGCGAUAAUGGGGGGCCUGGAACAGGUAGAAGGAACAUGGUGCUGGCAACGUACGAAUAUGUUUGGUAUUAUGAUGUCGACAGUGUUGCCGAUCACGACUGGCCGUUCAGAGUGGCCCUCUGUGACGCGCUGUUAGUGAUAGAUCACCCUCUCGUGAUCAUUGCUAGCCCUUUGGUCAUCUUUGUUCCAUUCCGUCGAGACUUGAGGAUGGUCGAGCCAACACAGGUUGCCAUAAAUGACAAGAAGCCGAGGACCCUUCGUCAUUCAGGUCGCGACGCUUGUAUUUCGUUGGGCAUCAGUGCUCAAGUACAAGAGUUGGCUCCUUUGACAGCUUUUAAUCAAAAGAGGCUUGAGAGGCUUGAGAUGAGACCUGUAGAUCCUGCAACUCUUUCGUGGGUGCAUUUGAGUUUAUGGAGCCGAAACAUCAGAAAGCUGGAAUUCAGAAUGGUAAUGAUCGACGCCAAUACGCGACUGGCUUGCAGGCAUGUUGUCCGAAAACUGUGCAUGCAAAUUACGUCUCCAGGGGUCGAUAUUGGUAGUUGUCAGGUCGGCGGCACGGAUGAGGUACACAGAAAUAGAGUAGCACUCUUGCUGUCUCUUCGUACAAAGUCAGAAUAUCCAUCGGCUGCAGUGCCUCCGGGGUGCCAGGUGCUAACGACGUGCCAGCUUAGCAACUAG
Molecule: messenger RNA, 3330 nt
Organism: Colletotrichum lupini
Lineage: Eukaryota; Fungi; Ascomycota; Sordariomycetes; Glomerellales; Glomerellaceae
Exons: 24
Coding region: 1-3330 (1109 amino acids)
Source: RefSeq, a predicted model, not a curated record